UGGUAUGGAGGGGAGGGUACAAAGAGAGACAGUGAAAAAGGUCAAAGCUCAAUACCAUCUCUCAAACUGCUGAGCUAGCUGCACUGGGCUAGCCUUUGUGAACAAACUCCUGGCUCUCUCUUCUGCAAGAUGUCUAUGAAUCAGUUCAACAAUACACAUGUGCGUUACCCUCCGAUGAGGUCCAUCUCUUCCCCGACUGGUUCCUCCAUGCACAGUGCAAUGUCAGGGUACUCGGGGGAUCAAGUGGGCGGGGCUAUGACUCAUGACUCUUCUCCCCCCGUCACUGCCGCCAUGUUGCCAGGGACGAUGGCUCAGACCCCACCCCCUCCCGGCCACUCCAUGAUCAAGUCUGCAUCUGGAGGAAUGCUUUUCUCAAUGGCAAGUUCCCUGCCGAGCAGUGUGAGUGGGGGUGCCAUGGUGAUGGGGGCACUGGGCGUGACAGGGAAGUCCCCUGCCACCACAUCAACCAGUAAUAACAAUGGCAACAGUGGAGGGGACAAUCGAGAGCAGGUAUACACAUGGAUCCUAGAGUUGAGCAACCCUGACACGAGGGAGCAUGCUCUGAUAGAGCUGAGCAAGAAGAGAGAGGUACUCCCUGACCUGGCACCCAUGCUCUGGUACUCCUUUGGUACUCUGUCAGCACUCCUCCAGGAGAUUGUCAUGAUCUACCCAGUCAUCAACCCUCCCAGUCUCACUGCUCAGCAGUCCAACAGAGUGUGCAAUGCCCUGGCCCUCCUCCAGUGUGUGGCCUCACACCCUGAGACAAGGUCUGCUUUCUUGAAUGCCCAUAUUCCUCUCUUCUUGUACCCCUUUCUUCAUACUGUGAGCAAGUCUCGUCCAUUUGAGUACCUGAGGCUGACCAGUCUGGGCGUGGUGGGAGCCCUUGUCAAGACUGAUGAGCAAGAUGUGAUCAACUUCCUCCUCACCACUGAGAUCAUUCCCCUCUGUCUCAGGAUAAUGGAGUCCGGCUCUGAGCUCUCAAAGACAGUGGCCACCUUCAUACUGCAGAAGAUACUGCUGGAUGAGACUGGGCUCUCUUACAUCUGUCAGACCUUUGAGCGAUUCUCUCACGUUGCUACUGUCCUCGGUAAGAUGGUGCAGCAGUUAGCUAAGGAGCCGUCUGCACGUCUGCUGAAACAUGUAGUCAGGUGUUAUCUCCGUCUCUCGGAUAACCUCAGAGCUAGGGAGGCCCUGAGGAGCUGUCUACCUGACCAACUAAAGGAUACCACUUUCUCCAUUUCCCUAAAGGAUGACAGUACCACCAAGAAAUGGCUGGGACAGUUGCUACAGAAUAUCAACAUGGGCUCCCAGAUGCUACCCUCGAAUGAACAGCAAUUGCGAACUCCUGUUACCACUUGAUGUUGCAAAUUAUGUGAUUUACUCUUUUUUUGCAAAGUUAGUGUAAUGCACAAUUGGUUACCUGAUUAUGGUGUUGAAAUGACACUCAAAACAUG
Molecule: messenger RNA, 1454 nt
Organism: Halichondria panicea
Lineage: Eukaryota; Metazoa; Porifera; Demospongiae; Suberitida; Halichondriidae
Product: CCR4-NOT transcription complex subunit 9-like
Exons: 9
Coding region: 130-1359 (409 amino acids)
Biological process (GO): mRNA catabolic process; negative regulation of translation
Cellular component (GO): CCR4-NOT complex; P-body; CCR4-NOT core complex
Source: RefSeq, a predicted model, not a curated record